AUACCGAAUUCAUGAGGCCGCUUCAACCUGUGUACAGAUAACACAAUUAUGAAUUUAAAACUCAGCCAGGCAGCCUUAGGCAGCAGCUCAGGGAUGCUAACCUAGGUUGGUAAAUGAUUGGAUGACAAUCCCCUAUCGAAUAUCGAAAAUCAUGUGCCAUGCAUCAUGUAUGUAACGGAGAAAAUAUAUACCUUAUUACUCAUUGACUGAGUACCUAGAGUUGCAAUCAUGCUUGUCUUGUGCCCUUCACAACGUCAUCCAUACGCCCUGCCUAUUAUAUUCCAAGGAAUACCUCCAGACCCAGGAUUGCAACUUAUAGCAUUUGUAAUACGCGUUGCAUCGUCUGAAGAUAUAAAGCUUCAAUGUGAGACAUAGAGAGGAAUCAUUAAACCAAGCACCAUUUUACUCUCUAUGCUAUAUAUCCAUUUGGUGUCCAACGGUUUUCUGUAAAACAAGAUUCCGGCUAUUCACUGGUGUUAUCAAAUCAAACUCAUUACAGUCAAUUCUUAAUAGGAGUAACUCGUUAGCGACUGACUACUUUCCACCAUGGCAGACAUCAAGCCUUAUACCAUCUCAAUCGACGACGAGCGUUUGAACGAAUUAAAGACGCGAUUGUCGCUGGCAAAGUUUCCAGAUGAGCUUGAUGGAGCUGGUUGGGAUAUGGGAUCACCCCUCGCUGAUGUCAAGAGGCUAGUAAAAUACUGGCAGGAGUCUUAUGACUGGAGAAAGGCAGAAAAUGAGCUUAACAGUGUACCGCAUUUUGUUACCGACAUCCAAUGUGAUGGGUUCGAGCCUCUGGCAAUCCACUUCAUUCAUGUCCGCAGCAAGGUCAAAGGUGCAAUUCCCUUGUUGUUCAUUCACGGCUGGCCAGGCCACUUUCAAGAGGUUUUCAAAAUAUUGAAGCCCCUGACUGAAGGCGGCGACGGAGUCAAAUAUCCGGCAUUUGACGUCGUCGCGCCGUCGUUGCCAAAUUUUGGAUUCUCUCAAGGUUCGAAGAAGCGAGGCUUCGCUGCAGAGCAAUAUGCUGAAACUAUGAAUAAACUCAUGCACAAGUUGGGAUAUAAAGAAUACGUCACACAGGGGGGCGACUGGGGGUGUCACAUUAGCAGAGCUCUCGCACAUCUAUAUCCGCAAUACUGCAAAGCGACACACCUGAAUUCUAACUCGGCGAACCCUCCGAGUUACUUCAAGAACCCUAUUCUAGCUCUCCAACAUGCCAUAUUACCCUACAGCUCAAGAGAGCAGCGCGGCGUAGGUCGUACCAAAUGGUUCGACGAGCAAGGCCGAGGAUACAACUUGGAGCAGUGUACUAAACCACAGACCCUAGGCUACGCGCUGGCUGAUAGCCCGGUGGCUUUACUAGCCUGGAUCUACGAAAAGCUUCACGACUGGUCGGAUUCGUACCCCUGGACAGACGAGGAAGUCUGUACGUGGAUCAGCAUCUACUGGUUCAGCACGGCGGGACCCGCCGCCAGCGUCAGUAUCUAUUACGAGACUGCGCAGAAUAUCGACGGCAGGAAGAAUAAGCUGGACCAUGAGGGUUUGAAGGCGUGGUCUCCGGGUGUGAAACUUGGUUUCAGCCACUUCCCCAUGGACAUACAGGUGCAGCCCAGCACGUGGGUGCGUACGUUGGGUAAUGUAGUUUUCGAAAGGGAGUACGACAGCGGUGGCCACUUCGCCGCGUGGGAGAGACCGGACGAGAUCGUUACUGACGUAAGAGAGAUGUUUGGGAAGGGGGGUGGCGCCUUCGGUGUGGUGAAGGAUGCUACCGGAUAUGCAUCGUGAUUGCCCCGGAGCAGGAACGACAGAUGCGAAUUUUUUGUCACAGAGGCUGAUAUAUAGCCUUACAAGGCUAGGCGUUGUUAUAUCAAGUUUGAGGUAAUGCAGAUGAUGAUAAGGAGCUUUGACAAAACGAAUUAUGUGGU
Molecule: messenger RNA, 1925 nt
Organism: Daldinia caldariorum
Lineage: Eukaryota; Fungi; Ascomycota; Sordariomycetes; Xylariales; Hypoxylaceae
Product: alpha/beta-hydrolase
Exons: 3
Coding region: 547-1785 (412 amino acids)
Biological process (GO): epoxide metabolic process
Molecular function (GO): epoxide hydrolase activity
Source: RefSeq, a predicted model, not a curated record